Messenger RNA from Castor canadensis (American beaver), 2577 nucleotides. RefSeq names its product elastin microfibril interfacer 3 (gene Emilin3). Gene Ontology annotation, molecular function: protein binding. NCBI's taxonomy places the organism in Eukaryota, Metazoa, Chordata, Mammalia, Rodentia, Castoridae. Gene Ontology annotation, cellular component: extracellular matrix. The record is from RefSeq and is a predicted model, not a curated record.
AUGGGCCACCGCCGUCUGUCCGUCUGGCUGUGCGCCGUCGCGGCGCUGCUCACAGGAGCGCAGGCCAAGGGCACCCCGCUCCUCGCGCGGCCCGCGCCGCCCGGUGCCUCCCGCUACAGCCUCUACACGACGGGAUGGCGCCCGCGGCUGCGCCCGGGGCCACACAAGGCCCUCUGUGCCUAUGUGGUACACAGGAAUGUGACCUGCAUCCUACAAGAGGGAGCAGAGAGCUACGUGAAGGCUGAGUACCGGCAGUGUGGAUGGGGGCCCAAGUGUCCUGCAACAGUCACGUACCGCUCAGUGCUCAGACCCAGAUAUAAGGUUGGCAUCAAGACAGUGACAGAUCUCGCCUGGCGUUGCUGCCCUGGUCUCGCUGGAGAAGGCUGCCCUGAGCACCUCACAAACCCUGGGGCCAACCCACCCCAGCAGGAGCAGGAACCCCAAAUUCCCUCAGGGCAGCUGGGCCCAGGCCCCAGACCCCCUUCUUACAGCAAAGCAACCCCCAGACCCCAUGGAAGGAAAGGCCUAGGGCUGUUUGGUGAGCGGCUGGAACGCCUGGAGGGUGAUGUCCAGCGCCUGGCACAAGCAUAUGGUACUCUUAGUGGCCUGGUGGCUAGCCGUGAGCAUCCCAAUAGGGUGUUUGGUGACUCCAGGACUCCUGCUGCCCCUGUGGGCUUUGGGGUUAUCCCUGAGGGGCUUGUGGACCCAGGAGACAGAGACAGAGGACCAUUCGCACCUCCCCUGGGCGAGAUCCUGAGCAAGGUGUCAGAGGUGAGCAACACGCUGCGAACCAAGGUGCAGUUACUAGACAAGGUGCAUGGGCUGGCCCUCGGCCACGAGGCCCACCUACAGCAGCUGCGGGAGGCCCCGCCAUCCCCUCUGACCUCCCUGGCACUGCUAGAAGAGUAUGUGGACAAACGGCUACAGCGACUCUGGGGGAGCCUAUUGGAUGGUUUCGAGCAGAAGCUGCAAGGUGUCCAGAGUGAGUGUGACCUGCGGAUGCAGGAGGUAAGGAGGCAGUGUGAGGAGGACCAGGCAGCCAGCCGGCGAUUGCACCAGAGCCUCAAUGGCCGGGAGCUGGCCCUGCGUCGGGAGCUCUCACAGUUGGGUACUCGGCUGCAGGGCUUGAGUGUGGCUGGUGGGGGCAGCUGCUGUAGCCAGCUGGCUUUGAUCAGUGCCCGAGUGGACAGCCUUGAGAGGAACCUGCAGACAGUCACCGAGACCCAGAAGGGUCCUGGUGCCCAGGCUGGGGAUGAUCUAGAGCACCUCUCUGCUGCCAUGCUUGAAGGAGGUGUGGAUGGGCUGCUUGAAGGCCUGGCAACCAUCAAUGGGACAGAGAAUGGAGCAAGAAGCUGCUGUUUGCGAAUGGAGAUGGGAGGCUGGGGUGUAGGCGGCUUCACGUCCAUGCUGGAAGAACGUGUGCAGAGCUUAGAGGAGCGUCUAGCGACAUUGGCCGGAGAACUAAGCCAUGAUGGUGCCCCACCAGGCAGGUCAGCACGGCCUCUCGUGCAGACAGAGCUGGCAGUGCUGGAACAACGGCUGGUCUCACUGGAGACCUCCUGCACUCCCAGCACUACCUCAGCCAUCCUGGACAAUCUCGUGGCAGAGGUGAAGGCCUGGCAAAGUCGGAGUGAAGCCCUCCUACACCAGGUGGCCAGACACACGGCUCUGCUCCAGCAGCUCAAUGGCACUGUGGCAGAAGUCCAGGGACAGCUGGCAGAAGGGUCAGGCAGCUCACUCCAAGGCGAGAUCACUCUGUUGAAAGUCAACUUGAACUCAGUGAGCAAAUCACUCACAGGCCUCAGUGACUCUGUCAGUCAGUACUCUGACGCCUUCUUGGCUGCCAACACGUCCCUGGAUGAGCGAGGACGCAAGGUGGAAGCUGAAGUCCACGCUAUUCAGGAGCAGGUCAGCAGCCAAAGUUCAAGACUUCAGGCUGGUCACAGACAGGUCUUGAACCUGCAGGGGGAGCUGGAGCAACUCAAGGCUGGUGUGGCCAGUGUGGCUGGGAGUCUGAGCCGCUGCCAGGACACAGCCCAGGAACUCCAACAUGCAGUAGACCACUUUGACCAGCGGGUGGCACAAGUGGAGGGUGCGUGCAGGAGGCUGGGCCUGCUCUCUGCCAGACUGGACAGCUUGCCCACCAAGCCACUUAGGUCCAGAGAGGGCCUAUGGGGCCACGUAGAUCAGCUGAAUCGCACGCUGGCCCAGCAUGCACAGGACAUCGCUCGCCUCCGGGAUGACCUAUUGGACUGCAGGGCCCAGCUGGCUGAGCAGAUGAGGCCAGGGCAAGCCAAUUAGGCAGACUGGACAGUAUCCAAGCCCCAGACCCCACAACCCAAGGAACAUGACCCUAGAGCCCAGCGGUACUCAACAGUGCCUCCCAACCUCCCCUGGCCCACUUCAGAUGCCACUUCAGAGGUCACUGGAUGAAUGGUCCUGGUCCAGGUCCGCAUGACUGUCCUGGCCAUCAAAAGCCAUGCUCAGUGCUGCACAAACUGGAUAAUUCAGGAUAGCUGUCAAGGCAAGGACAUCCAUUGUGCCUGAAAACCAGGCUGGACUUCAGAGACUGCAUAU